This is a messenger RNA of Culex quinquefasciatus (southern house mosquito), 623 nucleotides long. RefSeq names its product heterochromatin protein 1. Gene Ontology annotation, biological process: chromatin organization; negative regulation of transcription by RNA polymerase II. Bases 34 to 600 code for a protein of 188 amino acids. The transcript has a single exon. Gene Ontology annotation, cellular component: pericentric heterochromatin; nucleus. Gene Ontology annotation, molecular function: chromatin binding. The record is from RefSeq and is a predicted model, not a curated record. Lineage: Eukaryota; Metazoa; Arthropoda; Insecta; Diptera; Culicidae.
AUCAAUUAAAACUAUCAUAAUUGUUAUAGGAACAUGGCCUCCGAACCCGAGUUCGUCGUUGAGCGGGUCGUUGCAAAGCGAAUCCGGCGCGGAAAGGCCCAGUACCAGAUCAAGUGGAAGGGCUGCGACGAUUCGGAAAACACCUGGGAACCGGAGGAAAAUCUCAACUGCUCGGAUCUUCUGGAGAAAUUUGCGCGCGAGGAAGGCGAGAAGCGGGCCAGCCGCGGCAAGCGACAGUCUUCGGCGGACUCUAACUCGAACAUGGAUCGGGCCGGAGAAGUUGUUGAGAAAGCACCGCCGAAACGGCAGAGUCGGCCGAGAGCGUCAAAAAGUUUGGCGCCGGAGGACACGGCCUCGCCUCCGGUGGUUCCGGCGGCCAAACGCACGAAGGCCAAAAAUGGCUUCGAAAAGGGACACGUGGCGGAGAAGUUGGAAGGUGUGACCGAGGAGGGCGGCGAACGGCUGUUCCUGGUUCGCUAUAAGGGAGUCGACGAGGUGGAACUGGUUCCGUCCAGCAUCGCACGCCAGCACGUUCCGGAUCUUAUCAUUGAUUUCUACGAGAGCCGUAUCAUCUGGAACAACAAGAAGAGCGCGCAGUAGAUGGUCGAGUGAUACCAUGUAUA